Molecule: messenger RNA, 1623 nt
Organism: Octopus bimaculoides (California two-spot octopus)
Lineage: Eukaryota; Metazoa; Mollusca; Cephalopoda; Octopoda; Octopodidae
Product: caspase-7
Biological process (GO): proteolysis; apoptotic process; positive regulation of neuron apoptotic process
Cellular component (GO): cytoplasm
Molecular function (GO): cysteine-type endopeptidase activity
Source: RefSeq, a predicted model, not a curated record
CGAUUGUGGUUUAACAGUGAACCAGUUGCGUUUAGAUUAACGCUUGUUGAAAAGAACUUCACUUUUACGUAAUGCUAUUUUAAGUAACUGGAAAUAUUCAGUUACUUCGUAAUGCAAAAGUCAUACUUCGCCGAAAAUUAUUUCGAAGCCAGUUGGAUUUCGUUAACGCAUGCGUAUCUGAUGUUAGUCGGGUGAUGCGACAGAAAUGAUGUAUCAUACCCGGAACUAUAUUCCGCUCACCACAUUGCUGCAUCGACUACUAUGGAUGCUGUAAAUGUAGACGGCUGUACAGGCGCUAAGUUCCAUUUACCAACUGAGGAAGAUUUAAUGAAAUGUUUCGAUAAAUAUGACAUGACACAUAAACGUCGAGGUGUUGCAUACAUCUUCAACAACGAAAAUUUUAAAGACCCAAAACUUGAAACUCGUCAUGGCUCAUCAAAAGACACAGAAGAUUUAAAAACGGCAUUAAUGAGUCUUGGAUUUCGUGAAGAUGAAAUCAACGUUUAUACAGAUCCAACAGUCAAGGAAAUGCUCAGGGCUUUAGAAGAUUUUAACGAAGAUAAUCCUGAUAUUAAAGGUAAUAUUGAUUGCUUUAUUUGUGCGAUUCUGAGCCAUGGAGGUGACGACGAAAUUAUAUAUGGAUACGAUGGUAAAAUUCAGCUAGACGAAUUGCUUUCUUGCCUGAGACCCGAUCGCUGUCCAUAUUUAACAGGAAUACCUAAAUUAUUCUUUAUCCAAGCAUGUCGUGGAAGUAAGAUUGAUGUUGGAGUCGAAAAAAACGAUGCUUGUGGAUUCGGAUUUGAAGAAAAGCCACCAAGAAUUCCAAUUAUGGCAGAUAUGUUGGUUUUCCAUUCGUCGUAUAAAGAAUAUCCGUCAAUCAGGAAUAAAGACAAAGGUUCGUGGUUUAUGCAGACUUUAAGCAAAGUGUUGAAGAAAUAUGGCGCAGAAUAUGAAAUUUUGAAACUGCUAACUGCGGUCUGUAACCAUGUUGCCACUUUAGAAUACCAAAGUUCGAAAUAUCCGGAAUACAAUAGCUGCAAACAAAUGCCUCAGAUUAUGUCGACAUUGCGCAAAGAACUAAAGUUUUAGCCGAGAAAGUAAAAUAUUUCAGGUGUGGGAUACUUAAAGAGAGUCGAAGCUUCUUACGGUGAGAAUUUCUGAUGCAUGUGCAUAUAUGAAAAGAAUAUAUUUUAGACACUCAUACAUCAUUAAUGCAAAGGUGUAUAUUUUAAGAACUCGUAUAUCUACAAAUAAAUACACUAUUUCACGUGUAAUACCUACAGCAGAAAUUGAUAAAUAAAUAACUAAAUAAUUGUUAAUAUUAUUACAAACUUCAUUUGCUUUAAUGAAUAUCCUCUAACAUUUUAAGAUACUUAACUAAAACUAUUUACUACCAUAAAUUUUACAAAGAACACCAGUGCCUUAUAGGUCCAUUCUAAAUUUCAAAAUAAUUCUACGCUCUGAACAUUGAACUAACAUGGUUUUAUAUACAACUAAAUAUGAAUAAUAUUAAUAUGUAGGUAAUGUUAUUCAUGUGCUUUCAUACAUCGCUUGAUUCGUAAAAGUUUGUCUGCCAAAGAGAAAGUGUUUCUUCUUUCAUUGCAUUAAACUAUUUCAGCACCA